AUCUUGCUAUCCAAUACGUGGACAAGCUUUCUCACAACAGCUUUCUUACUUUCCAGACUGUAUCAAGUGACUUGUUUAGUUCAGAUUUGUUUGCACCAACUACCGAGAACCUUGGUUUGACUUCAGUGAUGCAGCCAGGACCUGUGCCAACUAAUCCACUGGACCUCUUCAAAGCAAGUCCUACCACAGCACCUCCACUGGUUGGCCUAGGUGGCUUCCCAGUAACUUCAUCACUAUGGAGUGCACAGACCUCUGCCUUCACUCAGGCUGCAUCUGUCUUUCCUGGAUCUAUGAUGCCUGCUCAGCCUACAGGAUUUACUCAACCACUUAGUUUUGGUACUCAAGCAGUGUCAAGCUGGAACCAACCAGCAUCUUCUGGUCCAGCACCCUCUCAGUCCCCUGGUCUGUGGGCACAGCCAGCACAAGUUCCAUCUGCUUCCUGGGCACAGCCAUCCAAUGCUGUAAAUCCAUUCCAGAGUAGUGUAUUCCCACAUUCAACACUACCUGCUCAGACACCAUCUGUACUGCCUUCUAUGUCUACAACUGCUACCCCAUCUCAGCCACCACCUAGAACUGCACCUCAGAAGGAACUAUCCAAGAGAGAGAGUGAUGACUUUAUUGCUUUGGAUGCACUUGGUCAUAGAGAAAUGAAGGAUAUCAAGGAAAUGUUCAAAGACUUCCAGCUGACAAAGCCACCUGCAGUACCAGCAAGGAGAGGGGAGCAGCAAAGCCUUUCAGAACCUCCAAAGCCUGCUCCUCGACAGAGUGCUUUGCCAACUGACAGCCUGUUUGAAAGUCAGCCUAAAACAGACCUUUUCACCACCUCUACUAAGGAAUCUCAGAAACCACCUUCUGGUCCAUUUGGUGAUCCUUUUGGCAACCCAUUUGCAUAGAUCAGGCAUAACCAGAAAAGGACAAAUGGAAUAAUUGGAUCUCUUCUCAACAUGACUUUUCUACUUGUUUCAUUUUGCUGUCUGCCACUCUUGCUGCCAUUCCACAAUGUCUGUAAUCUAAAACACAUCCAGGUGGAUUGAAAAAAUGAACCCUCAAAGAACAUACUGUGAAGAAGAUUCAGGGUAAAGCAAGUAGGAAGUUGGACUCAUGCUGCACAUCCCAGUUCAAGUUGGUGGAUGGUAAUUUUACUUUAGUCUUGGCAGUCUUCCAGGGAAGAGCUUAGCAAUGCUAAGUCAUG
Molecule: messenger RNA, 1192 nt
Organism: Tinamus guttatus (white-throated tinamou)
Lineage: Eukaryota; Metazoa; Chordata; Aves; Tinamiformes; Tinamidae
Source: RefSeq, a predicted model, not a curated record